Messenger RNA from Pseudo-nitzschia multistriata, 4413 nucleotides. NCBI's taxonomy places the organism in Eukaryota, Bacillariophyta, Bacillariophyceae, Bacillariales, Bacillariaceae. The record is from the annotation of a GenBank genome assembly.
UUCAAAACACUAGUGAGAUAAAACAAGGAUUCGGAGCCCAGCAGAUCAGGUGGUGGUGGAAACCGAACGCAACGCAUCGCAAAGAAACGAGACGAAAAACGAAACGAAACGAAACGAAACGAACUGCAGGACAACACAACGCACCAUCGAUUCCAGAGCAACCCAACAAUCUGCACGCACAAAGACAGAAAGGCGAACCGACACCCAUCAUGAAAUCCAUACUAGGAAGCGCAAUCGGAACGCUGGUCUUCUUGGCGCUCGUCGCCGGGAGUGGUGCCUCGAUUGGCCACAGCGCCGGCCUCUACCGUUCCGAUCCGGCAGAGAACAACAGGCACCUGGCCGUUUAUGCCCUGUACAACCUCGAUGGCUUUCGCGUCUUUUUUGGCACGAAGCGGACGGAUGCCCUGGACAAGGCCCUGGAGGCCGCUCCUUCCAAUCCCGCACCAGGAACCCCCUGGACGCUCGUCUCGGAGACGGGGGGCCUCUCCUCGGGCCUCUCGUACCCCCUGCGGACCACCACACAGGAGUUUUUGUUUGUGGGCCUCCAGAACCUGAUGGAUGCAUGGGCGCUGGAGCGUGGCGGGAGCUCCGACGGGGAGGCUGCGCUGGAAGAGGACGUCUACGGCGCCGGAAGCAAUGCUACGAUUGUCGGGGGGAGCAACGAGAACGCUAUUGGUAGCGACAACAACGAAAACAACAACCGGAUGCGGCGGUUGCUGGAAAACAAUUAUGCCUACGGAGCCCAGCAGAGAGACCACGCCCGGGUCAUUCAGGUACAAAACAACAACAACGACGGCGGAAUCAGCGGGGCGGAUGCCACCGGGGAAGAAAGCUACAAGGUCCAGGUCGGCAAGGAAACCGUUACCUCCGUAUCGGGGUCGACUCAGAUUGCUGCCACCGAAGCGGAAGGAGAAGAUGACCCAGCACCAACGACCAAUGAAGGAGCUCCGGAAUCGGGUACGAUGCAAUCAAACAGCGAAGACCUUGUCGAGCCGCCGCUGGAGGCUCCACCCUCGGAAUACGAGUCCAGUUACGUCCAUUUGUAUGACGGGUUGGUCUAUCACAAGAUGUACGAUCGCAUUGUAACGAUCGAUCUCAGGGUGAAGCUCUACCUUCGAACGGGACCCUUCACGGGCAGCAAUGGUGAUGGCGAUGGCGAUGGCGAUGGCGAUGGCGAUGGCGAUGGCGAUGGCGACGACAAGGACGACCUCUGGGGAUCCAGAAGGCUCCGUUCCUUGCAAGCACAAGGCGGUGAAGCGAACGCCGAAUACGCGGAGCUCAUGGCGGAAAUGACGCCAACGAUUGCCUUUGUAGAGCCCUUUUCGGAGGAACAAAAACUGAACAAGCCCAGCAACGAAGACGUUCGGGAACUCUUUCAGAGGUGGAUGGACUUUUUGUUCGGGAUGCAACGCGACAUAUACCUCCGGUCCCUGGUAUCCCACCCAAGCCAGGAACUCCUGCAGGAAAUUACAAAGCUGAGGGUAGAUAUGCCGGAGCCGCUGCCGCCCCUGGCGGCUGCCUCUACCCCCAACGAUUCCAAUUGGUACGGGCAGGACUGGUCCGAGCGCACCAAGAACGCCCUCAUCACCAUGCUGGUCCUCCUGGCGGUCAUUGCCGUGGUGUGGCCGAUGUACGCCUGGUACGAGCACGUCAAGCGGGACAGGGAGCUCCGCCUGCAGCUCCUGCACGGCGGUCUCUCCCUCGGAGAUGGAGACAGCGACGGCCUCAGCAGCGUGACCUACCGCGACGACCCCAACCAGGUGAGCAACAAAAGCUUCAUGGACCAGGGCUUCCACGCGUCCCUGCCGCGCCCCACGGCGCUCGGGAUGGAGAGCCCGCAGCGGGGUACCUCCCUGGACGUUCCCCACCACGGAACGGACGUCUUUCCCUCGCCCACGAACCACAGCGGCAGGAGCAAUGCCCGCAGCACGGCCAGCGCCGUGUCGGCACUGAAUGCCUCCGAUAGGUAUCUUUCGCGGCAUCGCCCGGACCUGUACUACGACCAGCACCGAUCGGACACCAACGCCACCGUCAGCGUCUUUGGACGGUCCUACGAAAUCCCCAGCAACCCCUUUGAGUACAUCUACAAGGGAUACUUCCAGCACCAAGACCCGCAGCAAGGGGCGGACCGUUCCAGGCAGCCCCCGCAGCCGUCCCCGGGGGCCGCUCCCUCCCCCCACUACGGCCUCGACCUGGGCCGGUCGGCCCAUUUUCCCUUUUCGUCGCCCGGAAGGUCCUCCUUCACGGGGCGGUCGAUCUCGGUCGGGAGCGCCAACAGCGAAACCAAUCCGGCCAACAGCGCGAGCCACUUUGCCCCCAUCCGGAACCUCGCCGCGGGUGCCGGGGACGAGGACGGGGAAGGGCCGGACCGCGAGGAGAACGGCUCCUCCUCCGCUGCCUCGCACACGGGCCGGUCCUGGCAGAAUCACCAGCAGCCGCAGCAGCAGCUGCUGCAGGAACCACUAGCUCUGCAACAGCAACACCCGCACGGCUCCCACGGACCCCCCGGGAUGGGCCCGCAGCCCACCGGGGGCCCGGGCAGCCUGGUGGGCAGCAUCUUUCGCAACCUAAGCAUGUCGUCCUGGUACAGCAGCACCAACGGGAACAGCCACCACACCCGCAAUCCCGCCAACUAUGAGGACGACGAGAAUUUCCACCGAACCUAUUCGGUCGGGGACGAGCAGGUUUACUACGACGAUUACCACAACAACAACAACUACCGAUACCAAGACCCGACGCUGUACGGGAGAGAGAUCGAGAUGGAACCCCUUCCGAACGUCGAGGACGAGGAUCCCAGCAACUACAAGUUUGCCUUUAAGGACUUUCCCCGCAAGGACGGGACGCCCUGCCUCAUCAUCGACGACGACACCUUUCUCAGCGAGCGGAAGCGCCGGGACGCGGCCAAAAAGAUCUUUUCGAUCAACGACAGCGACGACGAGGAAAACAACGGCAUCGAUGGUGGCGACGAAAAGAAGCUGGAGGACCACCUCCCGGUGUCCGACGACGCCUUCAAGAGGAUAUUGUCCCAGAAUUCGCUAAACACCGAUGGAUCCAAUAACUCCUUUGAGAACAAGCGGUCCGUCGAUGGCGUCGACGAGGAUGAGGACGAGGACGACGACACGGACAGCAUCGUGGUGCCCACCAUCGGGGAAAGCUUUUUGCUUUCCGAGCGGUCCCCAGACGCAAAGUCGCUGGAGUUUCAGCAGAAGCUCUCCCGGCUGAUCGAAACAAAGGAAAAGCUCUACACCCAGGGGGAAAAGAACGAAGCGAUCGUGGCCGAGAACCGGAAAAAGCGGGAGAACACCCGGGAGCGGGAGCGCGUGGACCGGCACAAGGCCAUCGAGCGGGAGCUGGAGGACAUCGAGGCCGAGUUCUCCCUCACCGUGCAGCCCCGGUCGCCGGUGCGGAACCCCAAGAACGAGGCUUCCGCGGGCCCAAUCGGAACGCCGGGGGGCUCCUCCCACUCCCCCCGGGCCGGGCCCCGGUUCUCCCCCCUGCCCUCCCGGUACGCGGCCUCGCCCUCUCGGAGCGUGGUGGCACAGUCCCCGGGCCGGGCCGUCCUGGGGAGGGGCGACCACCACCGGCGGCACAACAGCGUCGGGCAGACCAGCCUGGGGGCCAGCCCCUUUCGCAAGUUCAGCCCAAGGACCACGAGCAGGUACCCCGGUCACUCGCACAGCAAGAGCACGGGGCCCUACGGAAGCGCGGGCCUGGGUCUGAGCGGAAGCGGCGACGUCUUUCGGCAGGAGGGAAGCGCCGCGGAUGGAGGCAGCGGCAGCAGCCGGCUGUCCCCCCCGGGGGGGCAGUUCCCUUCGGGCGGCGGUGCCGCGGGCCGGGCCGACGACCUCUCGCUCCCAUCGAUGGCGGCGGGACCGGGCCACUACCUGUCCCCCCAGGACCUCAUCGACGAGGUGAUGCAGACGGGCCAGGAGCUUUCCCUGAGCGGCCGGCACUCGGUCCCGGUUGGGCCGUCCCGCCAGCACCGCCGGUCGGCGACCCCCACCCGGCUGUCCUCGUCGUUCCUGAGGUCCCGUUCGCCGUCGGUCUCCUCGUCGUCGACGGGCCAGAAAUUCCAGGUCCACCGGCGGGUCAGCUCCUUUGACGUCGACGAAUCCUUCCAGCGGUCCGUCCGACAGUCGUCCUCCUUUGGCGGGAGCAAGGGACAAGUGGGGGGUGGGCUCGUUUCGCCGUCCAAGCCCGCUUCCCGCACGAGGCCGCGGUCGAACAGCCACGUUUCGGUGGGCAGCAGCGGGGGCAGCCAGCAGCAGCAACAGCAACAGCAACAACAACAACAACAACAACAACAACAACAGCACCGGAGGACGGGAAGCCACUCGGAGGAUGUCUUUUUGCACGGCGUCGUGGCACAGACCCGAUUUGUAUAGGACGAUGCAAUGAAAUGCAAUGCUUUGC